Molecule: messenger RNA, 1641 nt
Organism: Capra hircus (goat)
Lineage: Eukaryota; Metazoa; Chordata; Mammalia; Artiodactyla; Bovidae
Product: olfactory receptor 7A17-like
Exons: 5
Coding region: 1-1641 (546 amino acids)
Biological process (GO): G protein-coupled receptor signaling pathway
Cellular component (GO): membrane
Molecular function (GO): olfactory receptor activity; G protein-coupled receptor activity
Source: RefSeq, a predicted model, not a curated record
AUGGGAAAGAAGAACCAAACAAGAAGUUCAGAAUUUCUUCUUAUGGGAUUUUCAGAGUCAUCUGAACUGCAGCCCCUCAUAUUUGGGCUUUUUCUCUCCAUGUACCUGAUCACUAUGUUUGGAAACCUGCUCAUCAUCCUGGCCGUCAGCUCAGAUCCCCAUCUCCACACCCCCAUGUACUUCUUCCUCUCCAACCUGUCCUUUGUAGACAUCUGUUUCACCUCCACCACCAUCCCAAAGAUGCUAAAGAACAUUUGGGCACAGAGUAAAGUUAUAACCUAUGAAGGCUGCAUUAUCCAGAUGCAGUUUUUUGCACUCUUUAUAGGAUUGGACGUCUUCCUCCUGACUGUGAUGGCCUAUGACCGCUUUGUGGCCAUCUGCCACCCCCUGCACUACACAGUCAUCAUGAACCCCCGGAUCUGUGGACUGAUGGUGCUGGUGUCCUGGAUCAUCAGUGUCCUGAAUUCCUUGUUAGAAAGCUUAAUGAUGUUGAGACUGUCCUUCUGUACUGUCUUAGAAAUUCCCCAUUUUUUCUGUGAACUCAAUCAGAUGAUCCAACUUGCCUGUUCUGACACCUUUCUCAAUAAUUUGGAGAUGUAUUUUAAAGCUGUGUUCCUGGCUGGUGGUUCCCUUAUAUGUAUCGUUUACUCUUACUCUAAGAUAGUUUCCUCCAUACAUAGAAUCUCAUCUGCUCAGGGGAAGUAUAAAGCAUUUUCCAGCUGUGCAUCACAUCUUUUAGUUGUCUCGAUAUUUUAUUGUACAGGCUUAGGUGUUUACCUUAGCUUGGCUGGUACUCACAGCUCACACUCAAGUGCCACAGCCUCGGUGAUGUACACUGUGGUCACACCCAUGCUGAACCCCUUCAUCUACAGUCUGAGGAAUAAAGACUUAAAGAAGGGUCUGAAAAAACUCUUUGGAAAGUCAACAUCAACAAAUGGCACCAAGCAACCUAACAAAGGUUUUAGAAUUUCUUCUUCAGAGGGAUUUUCAGAGGAAUCAGCACUGCAGCCCCUCGUAUUUGGUCUUUUCCUUUCCAUGUACCUGGUCACUGUGUUUGGAAACCUGCUCAUCAUCCUGGCCAUCAGCUCAGACUCCCACCUCCACACCCCCAUGUACUUCUUCCUCUCCAACCUGUCCUUUGUAGACAUCUGCCUCACCUCCACCACCAUCCCGAAGAUGCUGCAGAACAUAUGGAAAGAGAGCAAAGCCAUCACCCAUGAAGGCUGCAUCACCCAGAUGCAUUUUUUCAUACUGUUUGCAGGAUUGGAUGACUUCCUCCUGACUGUGAUGGCCUAUGAUCGGUUUGUGGCCAUCUGCCACCCCCUGCACUACACAGUCAUCAUGAACCCCCAGCUCUGUGUAAUUCUGGUUGUGGUUAGCUGGGUCAUUAGUGUCCUGCAUUCCUUGAUACGGACCUUCAUGCUGGGCUACGGGGUGGUGGUCCCUUCCCAGGUAUAUUUUACUCUUACUGUAAGAUUGCUUCCUCCAUACGUGGAAUUUCAUCAGCUCAGGUGCAUAUUCAAGUACAGUCACCUCAGUGAUGUACACUGUGGUCACACCCAUGCUGAACCCCUUCAUCUACAGUCUGAGGAACAAAGACUUAAAGAGGGCUCUGCAAAAUUCUUCAGAAAGCAGCUCUAA